AUGUAUGUAAGUAUUAAAGAUGUUGUAGUAGGACUUUUAAAAGUUGGCACCAAAAAUUUAUAUCUGUUUGAUAGUCUGGGUCAGACAAAGAAAGUCGACAAUUCUCCUUGUAUACUAGAUUUUUACGUCCACGAAUCCCGACAGCGCACAGGACUUGGAAAGAAAUUGUUCGACAUUAUGCUGGCUGAGGAAAAUUGGAUUCCUGUUAAAUGCUCCGUUGAUAGACCAUCUGAAAAAUUGUUACAAUUUUUAAAGAAACACUAUGGUCUGGAAAUCAUUAUACCACAGGCAAAUAAAUUUGUGCUCUAUCAGGGAUUUUUCGAUGACGAUACAACUGCGAACAGCGAAGCUACAAAUGAGGAGCAACAACAAUGCGCAAGUACGCAACAUCCGUGCGCAAACGCAAUUGCAAACGAUAAUACAUACAAAAACGAAAAGGAGCAAACAAAUGAAAAGCAACAGCAUUGCGUAAAUGAAUCUACGAAUGAUGAGACAUACAAAAAUUCAAAGGAGCAAACAAACAAAGUAACGAGCGAAGCUGAAAUUUUAAAACGACAGAAAAAUGAUAACGAGUGCAUGUACGAAGUGACAGAUAACUUAGCUUGCGGUACGGCACAACAACAAAUGCAAGCAAUUUUAUUCGACGGUUGUAAACAAAGCGAAUGUAACGAGGCAAAUGAAAAACAUAAUAGACGAAAUAACAAUUUCACAAACGACAGCCAAAGUCAACAAGCAGCAUACGAGAUGAUGAAAGAUUCUUCCAACACUAGCUCCGCAAACAAAGAAAUGAAUUUUAUACAAAAGGAAUUGGAACUACUGCGGUUCGAAAGAGAGUUACUGCGUCGAGAGAACGAACUUCUAAAAAUAAAAGAAACGGCGCCAUCAGCAAAAACAGCAGCUAAAGAAGAUGUUAUUCCCUUCAACUGUUUAAAACAAUUUUUUCCUGACUACGACGGGGAAACGAAUGUAAAUGUGUGUCUAAAAAGCUAA
Rhagoletis pomonella (apple maggot) is the source of this 990-nucleotide messenger RNA. Its product is annotated as alpha-tubulin N-acetyltransferase 2-like. Gene Ontology annotation, cellular component: microtubule. The transcript is spliced from 3 exons. Bases 1 to 990 code for a protein of 329 amino acids. NCBI's taxonomy places the organism in Eukaryota, Metazoa, Arthropoda, Insecta, Diptera, Tephritidae. The record is from RefSeq and is a predicted model, not a curated record. Gene Ontology annotation, biological process: alpha-tubulin acetylation. Gene Ontology annotation, molecular function: tubulin N-acetyltransferase activity.